Mangifera indica (mango) is the source of this 943-nucleotide messenger RNA. RefSeq names its product transcription factor PRE5-like. The record is from RefSeq and is a predicted model, not a curated record. The coding region runs from base 479 to 748 and encodes 89 amino acids. Gene Ontology annotation, molecular function: protein dimerization activity. Lineage: Eukaryota; Viridiplantae; Streptophyta; Magnoliopsida; Sapindales; Anacardiaceae. The transcript has 2 exons. Gene Ontology annotation, biological process: regulation of growth; regulation of DNA-templated transcription.
UCCCUACUGGCCAGUCUUUCUCUUUAGUUCACUCCUGAUCACUUAAAAAACCAACCUCACACACAGCCCUCCUCACUACUCCACUGCUUUCUCCAAUGCACUUGUCUUCUUCAUAACCAACAUCACUGUCUUUGUUAUUGUGCUCUCUCUCUUUAUUUACUUCCUUUGGUGGUCCUCGCUCUCUUUAUAACUCUCUUAUCGCUUUCUCCAAUUUUUCAUCUCUUUUAUAUCUCAACUCUGGAUAUCCUUUUCUCUGCUCUCUCCCUCUCUCUCACCUUCUUUUUCUUCCUACACUAAACCUAUUCUUCUUCUCCUCUAAGCUCUAUAAACCUCCUAGAGAUUCAUUUCAUGAGCUAGUUUAUAUACAUAUAUAUUAUUGUUUAUUUCUAGUAAACCCCUUAAGGCUUUAAGCUCAUACUUCGAAAGAUUAAAUCACACUACAACGUGUGUAAAGAGCACCACCACCACCACCAUCAUCAUGUCUAGCCGAAGGUCGAGGCAAUCUGGUUCGAGGAUCAGUGAUGAUCAGAUCAUUGAUCUCGUUUCCAAAUUACGCCAACUUCUUCCUGAGAUUCGUGAUAGGCGCCCUGACAAGGUUUCGGCAUCCAAGGUUCUACAGGAAACCUGCAACUACAUUAGAAGUUUGCACAGAGAAGUUGAUGAUCUGAGUGAGCGACUAUCUCAGCUUCUCUCUACCAUUGAUGCUGAUAGUGCUGAGGCUGCAAUAAUUAGGAGUUUAAUUAUGUAAUGUCUAAUUAUAUAUAUAAUUAAUUAAUGUCGUUUUAAUUUCUAGGUUAAUUUGUACUUGAAGCUGCUUAAUUACUAAGUUUUAGGUUUGGUCAAUAGAUCAAACUCCUUUGCUUAUGGGUAAUUAUAUAAUUAAGUUGUAUAAUAAAAAAGCUUGCAUUGGCAAAUCCACUUAUGCAUAAAUAUUGUAUUAUAA